Molecule: messenger RNA, 969 nt
Organism: Danio rerio (zebrafish)
Lineage: Eukaryota; Metazoa; Chordata; Actinopteri; Cypriniformes; Danionidae
Source: RefSeq
AUGGACUUUUUCCCAGAAUUCCUCAACGACUCUUCCACUCACUAUGAUGGCCCUGGUUUGAAGGUGCCUCUUCCCCGGGCAGGAUUCAUCACGCUGUCCCUCCUCAUGGCCGUGUUCUCCAUCACAUCUGUCGUGUUGAACGCUACAGUGAUAGUCGUCACCCUGCGGCACAAACAGCUGCGGCAGCCGCUCAAUUUUGCCCUGGUUAACCUCGCCGUGGCCGACCUGGGCACCACACUAACAGGAAGCGUGCCAUCUGUGGUGACCAAUGCUGUAGGCUACUACAUUAUGGGACGGAUCGGCUGUGUAUUGGAGGGAUUUUGUGUUGCAUUUUUUGGUAUCUCCGCGCUGUGCACCGUGGCUCUGAUCGCAGUGGAGCGUCUGUUUGUGGUGUGCAGACCUCUGGGCUCCAUCACGUUUCAGUGCAGACACGCCGCAGGAGGCCUGUUGUCCUGCUGGCUUUGGUCUCUGAUCUGGAACACUCCGCCUCUGCUGGGCUGGGGAAGCUACCAGCUGGAGGGAGCGGGCACGUCCUGCGGGCCGCACUGGCAGAGUCGAGAACUCAGAGACGUGUCUUACAUCAUCUGCUACUUCUCCGUCUGCUUCGCGGUGCCAUUCGCCAUCAUCCUGGUGUCGUAUUCAUGGCUGCUCUACACGCUGAGACAAGUUUUACUGGAAAUGGUAAACAAUCUGGGAACUUUUGGCAUGCUCUUUUCAGCAUACUACGAUUUGGGACAUAUUUUCAAACACUAUAAGCAUUGCAACGCAGCUUUAACGUUAGUUUUAUUUUUUGUUGUUGAAUAUCACUGGUUGCCUUACGCUGCUCUCGCUCUAACCGUCGUCUCCAAACCUGAGGUCCAGCUGGCCGUGCUGGUCAAGGUUUUACCCAUAUACAUGGCCAAGAGCAGCACUGUAUACAACCCCUUGAUCUACAUAUACAUGAACAAACAGGUGAGCAGAACAAGCUGA